CCUCGCGCUCCCAUUGGUCCGCACGCGGCCGACUGCACGAGAGUAGGGGAACUUUUGGAGUGAACGGGCAGAUGAGUUCAGUGUGUGAGUUGGCCGUCUGACAACAAGUGGUUUUCCGCUGAGAACUAUUUCACCGCUCGGAGGAGACGCAGCUGCUCAGUGUCUUCGGUGUGUCUCGCUGACAAAGUAAUGACUGACAGAUUUGUGAUUUAGGAGAGAAGUGCUCGUCCGCUGCCGUGUUUUGUGUCCCGGAUGCGUCGCGAGUAAUUAGCUGAUUUGCAUCACCCGGCGCUCCCGGUUCAAUCUGCGGGGAAACCUGGCCACACGUCGCCAGGUGGACGGCGAUUCAACUUUUCUCUAACUCACCUCCACUUCACCGCACCUGUCCAACAUGUACAGCAUGAUGGAGCACGAGCUGAAGCCCACCGGCCAGCCCCCUUCUCACCAGACCUCCCAGGGGAUGUCACCGGUCACCGGCAACAUGACCGGGAGCAUGGGCACCAACGGCAACUCUCACCCGAGCUCCAAAACGGCGUGUGCUCCCGGUGUGGACCCCAUGGAUAAAGUCAAGCGGCCCAUGAACGCUUUUAUGGUGUGGUCCCGGGGCCAGAGGCGCAAGAUGGCUCAAGAAAACCCCAAAAUGCACAACUCCGAGAUCAGCAAGAGGCUCGGAGCGGAGUGGAAGCUCCUCACCGACGCCGAGAAGCGGCCUUUCAUCGACGAGGCCAAGCGGCUCCGGGCGGUCCACAUGAAGGAGUACCCCGACUACAAGUACAAGCCCCGCCGCAAGACCAAGCCGCUGCUGAAGAAGGACACUCAGGUGGGCAAGUACCCGCUGUCAGCCGGGAACCUGCUGGCGGCGGCGCAGGGCCAAGGUGGCAGCCCGAGGAUGGACAGCUACGGCUGGGGCCCCACCGGCGGCUACGCCGGCAUGCAGGGCGAGGCGCUCGGCUACACCCAGCAGCUGCACCGGUACGACCUGUCAGCGCUCCAGUACCCACCUGCCAUGACGGCGGCGCAGACGUACAUGAACGGAGCCAACUCAUACAG
This is a messenger RNA of Plectropomus leopardus (leopard coralgrouper), 1050 nucleotides long. The record is from RefSeq and is a predicted model, not a curated record. NCBI's taxonomy places the organism in Eukaryota, Metazoa, Chordata, Actinopteri, Perciformes, Serranidae.